CGAUCUGGUCCUCCACUAAUGUAGCUCAAGUCUCCCGUCUCCCACUAACAGCCUUUUAGCAUCGUCCUCCGUCUCCCGUCUCCCUCUCAUGCAUCCCCCGCGCUGGUGAGUGGUGGCUGCAUGCCACCGACGCCCACGGCGAGGGCUCGCCAGAGUGGGACAUGUAAUGCACUUGGGAACUACCACAAAAGGAUUUUUCACUCUACAACGCAAGCAGUAGAAUGAAGAACACAUCAUGCCGGAUAAAAGAUGUUCAUCGUAAGUUACAAUUCGAAUUGUUACGAAAGGCGACUAAUUAUUUUUCUGAGGAACGGAAACUUGGCUCUGGCACAUUUGGACAAGUAUACAAGGGAGUGCUUGAAGAUGGAGAAGAAAUUGCUGUGAAGAUUCUCCAAUUCAUGCCACAGAUUGACAGUCAGCAUUUCGAAAAUGAAUUUGGACACCUAAAGAGGCUGAAGCACGAAAACAUUGUGCGAUUACUGGGCUUUUGCGAUGAAUCAGAACCAAUAAUUGCACAGUACGGUGGAAGACAAGUCCAUUGUGAAGUGAUACACAGGGCACUCUGCCUCGAGUAUAUGCCAAAUGGAAGUCUUACCAAGCUUCUUUCUGAAGAAUAUACUGGGACGAAUUGGUCCAUACGGUACAAAAUAAUUAAGGGAAUAUGUGAGGGUUUAAAAUACCUGCACGAGGGAUUGGAAGUUCCUAUUUUGCAUUUGGAUCUAAAACCAGAUAAUAUACUUCUAGAUCAGGGUAUGGUACCUAAAAUUGCAGAUUUUGGUUUAUCAAGACUUUUCGGUGAAGAAAACACUAUACGAACAAUGUCUCCACUAGGGACACUCGGAUACUGGCCACCGGAAUUCAUAGACAGGGGAAUAAUCUCAAAAAAAUAUGACAUAUUCAGUUUGGGUGUUAUAAUUAUGAAGAUAAUUGUUGGACUUGAGGGCUACUCGAGCAUUGCUGAUAUAGAUGCCGGAGGAUGUUUUGAUUAUGUAUACAACAACUCGAGGCCAAACUAUGCAUUUGUCGAACCAGAUUAUGAAAGAGUAAGGUGUUGUAUUGAGAUAGCUAUAAACUGCAUGGACAAGGACCGACGUAAAAGGCCUAGAAUUAGUGAUGUUGUCAGUAAAUUAGAUGAAAUAGAUUUUUUUUCAAGCCUGCAACAGCAUCCUGCUGUGAAGGAAGCUGAAGGGUCGACGGUCACCAUGCACAUCCAAGAGGAGUGGAACAACCAGGUUGACACUGACAAGCUGGUAGUGAUAGACUUCCCUGCGACCUGGUGCUCAAUGUCCCGUGGGAUGGCUCCGGUUUUUGCUGAUACUGCCAAGGAGUUCACAAAUGAAACUGUUUUAUCAGAAUCAGAUCAAUUUUAUUCCGCAUCGCAAGCAAUUAGAAAGAUACUGGAGAUCAGUUAUGGUGAUCUACCUCUUCCAGUGAAGUCUUGCUUCCUGUACUUGACUGCUUUUUCAGGAAAUCAUAUGAUCAAGAAAGAUCGUCUGAUACGAAGAUGGGUAGCUGAAGGGCUAAUCCCUGAAAGGCAUGGAAAGAGCUUGCUGGAAACAGGGGAGAGAUACUUUGUUGAGCUUAUCAAUAGGAGGCUGAUCCAACCGGCCUUUGACAACGACGAUGAUCAGCCAACUGGCUGCACUGUUCAUGGUGACGUAGCGAAUUUCAUGGCAUCCUUGUCAAAUGAAGAAAACUUCAUUACACCGGGUGCAGAGUUGAAUUCCGGACUAUUUCGGCAAGUUAGCCUUGACAUCAACUAUGGUUAUGAACACGAAGGUGAUACCUUGUUCUCGGACAUGUGUUGUCUUCUAGAACAGAAGAGUUGGGUGGUUUCAUGCAGUGAUGAAAACUCAAGCGGUGGCAUCAAUGAAGCAAUUUCUCUGCACCUAUAUAGGGUGCAAUCCAUUGCAUUUUGGGCCUUCAAACACGUGCGGGUGCUGGAUCUUGAAGAUACCAAGGGCUUGGAAAACAAACAAUUGGAAAGCCUUGGACGUCUGUCUCUGCUGAGGUACCUGGGAUUGAGCAGGACCGAUGUCACCAGGUUGCCUCCAGAAAUCAUGGCACUUAAACAAUUAACUACCUUAAAUCUAAGGCAAACCAGAGUGAGAAGGCUACCGAGAUUUGGAGACAUGAAGCUGUUGUCCCUGCUUGUCGAUGAAUUGAUAAUUCUGGGAGUAAUGGGGGGAAUGCAAGAAUUGGAGGAACUAUCGAAAGUCCUUCUAGGUCCGGAUGGCUCGCUUGCUGGCGAUGUGGCAAGGCUUGUUACUAAAUUGGGGCGGCUGAGGAUGCUUGGGGUAAGAUUUAGUCAUUUGCUUGGUCUGAAUGAAACUGAUCGGCAGGGAGUGAAGCAUUUCCUCGAGGAGGUGGGGAAAUCAAACCUGCAGUCCCUCUUUCUUGACAACUACCACCAUCAGCUACUUGACUUACUGGCUGCUUCAAGCUGGGCCCACAAUAGGCCACAUCACCUGCGAAAAUUUGAGCUGAGGAUGCAUGAAUGCCUCCCACUGGUCCCACCAGAGAUCGCUUCGCUGAGAGCCCUCACGCACUUGCAUAUCCAUGUAGAAGCAGUCGAAGCAGAAGCUGUCCGCGCCCUUGGGUACUUGCCUAACUUAGUCCUCCUAAAGCUACGUCUAAGUACGAGCACAGGGCUGGCAGUGGGUAGCAAGGAUGGAUUUCAUUGCCUCAAGGUGUUUUCGUAUCACGGUGCAUUAGGGCUGCAGUUUGAAGAAGGAGCCAUGCCACAGCUCCGGAGGCUUUGCCUAGACCUUGAUGCCCGGGAUGAAAUGCCCGAAUUAGAAUCUUUGGAAUUUGGCAUCCAGCAUCUCACUUGUCUAGUGCAGGUCCGUGCAACUAUUCACUGCAAGGAUACUUUGACAGCUUCAGAGGUGGAGGCAGCAGAGGCCCACAUCAGAGGCCAAGUAUCUCUGAACCCCAACAAUCGGGUAUUCGAAUUGAACAGAAGAGUGCAGCGCUCUGCUGCGAAGGCAGCCGAAGCGCCGGUGAUCGCCAUCCAGAGCCUGGAUGAGUGGAGCAGCCAGGUCUGCCCCGACAAGCUGGUGGUGGUUUUCUUCACUGCGAGCUGGUGCAGACCGUCCCACAGGAUGGAUCCAGUUUUUGCUGAUCUCGCCAAGAAGAACCCAAAUGUGGUUUUCCUCAAGGUUGAUGUUGAUGUUGGUGAAAUGAGCAUUAUUGCUAAGCAGUUGAGUGUUAAUGGCGUACCAACAUUCCUCUUCAUGAGGGAGGGCACAGUUAAGGACAGGGUUCUUGGCGCAGACAAGGAAGAGCUGGAGGAGAAGCUUUUGGAGCAGUUGUCCCUGAUGCCUUGGCUGCGCCUCUAUGUUUGAUGGCACCGCAUAUGCAGUAUUAAUUCCAUCUUCUGCUAUUAGGUUCCUGCAAACUAAUGACAUAAUGCCCCCCCUUUUUUUGGCAAAAUGCAUGUUUUUGUUUAUAAAAGAAAUGGUUGAAGCACAACAUUUCUAAGGUUGAUGAUAAUGGAAACUUCAGUUUUUGCUGUUUCCAAGAGCGCUACAAUGCUUUAAGUUGAUGAAUGAAACAAUCAAUUUUAAUACAUAGUGUCAUUUUGUUGUUUAUUGUUGGAAUAUAAGUGAAUUUCCUAUCUCUCCUUAUCAGCCUUUUGGGUUGAAUUGGUUGGUGCAUGCAACUCAAUAUAGCAUCAGAGCUAGAGGUCUCGAGUUUGAAUCCUGGUUAGCGCAAUUAAAUGAAAAUAUAAUUGCUGCUUGCUCCUAUUCCACGUCUGAGGUAUGAGGGAGCCUCCACGUGAGGGAGAGUGUUGGAAUAUAAGUAAAUUGCCCAACUCUCCUGGUCAGCUUAACCUUUUGGGUUGAACUGGUUGGUGCAUGUAACUCAAUAUUUCUUGCUGACCUGAUUGUGCCAUGCUGAAGAAGUCGGAGCCAAAUAUACCAUUCUUUAUGCUUCUCAACCAUCUGGUUUACUGGAGAAGAAAAAUACUACUAAGGCUGGCCUUGGCAAAUGUGAUGGAGAGUGCCUAGUCAAGUCAACUUUUCUGGAGGGGACUUUUGUUGUAAGUUGUUACCUGUACUCUGUUUCAUUCGUGGUUAGCUGUAUUAUGAAAUGUACACUCAUGUGUGAGACGAUACUUCACAAAUCAAUAUGCACGCCUGUCUACUAUGUUCAGGGAAUAGUGCUUCCUAUCA
Sorghum bicolor (sorghum) is the source of this 4178-nucleotide messenger RNA. RefSeq lists its product as uncharacterized. Gene Ontology annotation, biological process: protein phosphorylation. The transcript has 6 exons. Gene Ontology annotation, molecular function: protein kinase activity; ATP binding. The record is from RefSeq and is a predicted model, not a curated record. Bases 222 to 3347 code for a protein of 1041 amino acids. Lineage: Eukaryota; Viridiplantae; Streptophyta; Magnoliopsida; Poales; Poaceae.